Messenger RNA from Oryza sativa Japonica Group (Japanese rice), 2027 nucleotides. Its product is annotated as glutamate decarboxylase 1. Gene Ontology annotation, biological process: L-glutamate catabolic process. Gene Ontology annotation, cellular component: cytosol. Gene Ontology annotation, molecular function: pyridoxal phosphate binding; glutamate decarboxylase activity. The record is from RefSeq and is a predicted model, not a curated record. Lineage: Eukaryota; Viridiplantae; Streptophyta; Magnoliopsida; Poales; Poaceae.
CUCCAACCACACCAAAACAACUCGCAUCCGUUUCGUUCAAGUCCCCCCCCGAAAAGAGCUUAGUAGAAGCGCGCCACAGAGCCUUCUCGACCUGGCUCUCCUCUAGCCACCUCUGCUUCUUCUUCUUCUUCUUCUUCUUCUUCGUCUGAUCGCCACCGAGGCUAAAGCCACCAGGAGGAGCAGGUUGAUAGCUCGGCAGGCAAGAUGGUGCUCUCCAAGGCCGUCUCCGAGAGUGACAUGUCCGUGCACUCCACCUUCGCCUCCCGCUACGUCCGCGCCUCCCUCCCAAGGUACCGGAUGCCGGAGAACUCGAUCCCGAAGGAGGCGGCGUACCAGAUCAUCAACGACGAGCUGAUGCUGGACGGCAACCCGCGGCUGAACCUGGCGUCGUUCGUCACCACGUGGAUGGAGCCCGAGUGCGACAAGCUCAUCAUGGCCGCCAUCAACAAGAACUACGUCGACAUGGACGAGUACCCCGUCACCACCGAGCUCCAGAACCGGUGCGUGAACAUGAUCGCGCACCUGUUCCACGCGCCGCUCGGGGAGGACGAGACGGCGGUGGGCGUGGGCACGGUGGGUUCGUCGGAGGCCAUCAUGCUGGCCGGGCUGGCCUUCAAGCGGCGGUGGCAGAACAAGCGCAAGGCCGAGGGGAAGCCGUUCGACAAGCCCAACAUCAUCACCGGCGCCAACGUGCAGGUGUGCUGGGAGAAGUUCGCCCGCUACUUCGAGGUGGAGCUCAAGGAGGUGAAGCUCCGCGACGGCUACUACGUCAUGGACCCCGAGAAGGCCGUCGACAUGGUCAACGAGAACACCAUCUGCGUCGCCGCCAUCCUCGGCUCCACCCUCAACGGCGAGUUCGAGGACGUCAAGCUACUCAACGACCUCCUCGACAAGAAGAACAAGGAGACUGGGUGGGAGACGCCGAUCCACGUGGACGCGGCGAGCGGCGGGUUCAUCGCGCCGUUCCUGUACCCGGAGCUGGAGUGGGACUUCCGGCUGCCGUGGGUGAAGAGCAUCAACGUGAGCGGUCACAAGUACGGGCUCGUCUACGCCGGCAUCGGCUGGUGCAUCUGGCGCAACAAGGAGGACCUGCCCGAGGAGCUCAUCUUCCACAUCAACUACCUCGGCACCGACCAGCCAACCUUCACCCUCAACUUCUCCAAGGGCUCCAGCCAGGUCAUCGCCCAGUACUACCAGCUCAUCCGCCACGGCUUCGAGGGGUACAGGAACAUCAUGGAGAACUGCCACGAGAACGCGAUGGUGCUGAAGGAAGGGCUGGUGAAGACGGGGAGGUUCGACAUCGUGUCCAAGGACGAAGGGGUGCCGCUGGUGGCGUUCUCGCUCAAGGACCGGAGCCGGCACGACGAGUUCGAGAUCUCCGACAUGCUGCGCCGCUUCGGCUGGAUCGUGCCGGCGUACACCAUGCCGCCCGACGCCCAGCACGUCACGGUGCUCCGCGUGGUCAUCCGGGAGGAGUUCAGCCGCACCCUCGCCGAGCGCCUCGUCCUCGACAUCGAGAAGGUGAUGUACCAGCUCGACGCGCUCCCCUCCAGGCUCAUGCCCCCCGUGCCGCCGGCGCCGCUGCUGGUGGUCGCCAAGAAGUCGGAGCUCGAGACGCAGCGGUCGGUGACGGAGGCGUGGAAGAAGUUCGUGCUCGCCAAGAGGACCAACGGCGUCUGCUAGUCUCAAUUAGCGACAGCGCCACGGCCUACAAAUCCACAAAUCAAGACGCUGCUGAUUGAUAUGAUUAAUUACAUUCAUGGUGUGAGCUACCAUUACUGUAUUUUUUUUUUACCGUGCUAAUUUGAGUGGAGCCUUCGAUUCUAGGUCCAAGGUACUAGUAGAGUUCAUAACCAAAAGCCAUGCUCUUGCUUUUGUUUCUCCUUCUGAUAAUCUGUGCAGCUGCGCUGCAGCCUGCACUCAUCUCCCGAGAGUUGUAAGUUGAAACUGUACGAUUUUGAUGUUCCCUGUUCUAGUGUAAGUGCCAAUUAUUGAGUGGUAUGGAAAAUAUUUCUUCAAGAAACCAA